This is a messenger RNA of Sordaria macrospora k-hell, 294 nucleotides long. NCBI's taxonomy places the organism in Eukaryota, Fungi, Ascomycota, Sordariomycetes, Sordariales, Sordariaceae. The record is from RefSeq and is a predicted model, not a curated record.
AUGCUCGAUAUGAUCAUCGCACGCGGUGUCCAGCAGGGCUUCGACCAUAUGGGCCUUAUCGCUGAUCAUCAGCGUCUCGCCUUCUACGAGUUCCUGCGGGCCAACGGCGCGGAUCUGUCGGAUAUUGUCGCGACCUUCGCCACCAUGACUAGCGCCGUCUGGUUGAUGUUCCCGACACCUACCAUGGUUUUCGCGGUUGAUCGGCCCGUGGCAGCGGUUGCAGAUGAAGAAGGGAUCAGGCUCGUAUUUUCGGACGACAGUCGUCUGUUGCUACCGCGCUUGGUCGGAGAUUGA